AUGACAGACAAACUGCCCCCUGACCUACUUCAGCUCUUCCAACCACGACCACCAGUCAAAUACUACGCUCCCCUCGAUAAUGCCCCGGAAGAGAAGGCGUCAAAACCAUCUACGAUCACAGGUCUUGCUGCCUUCCUCGGCGAAGUCGAGAAUUACGCGGAAGAGUACGAAUAUCAACCUACAGAAUCAUGGCUACAGAAACGCGACCGCGUCCGAGCAGAGAAGAAGCAACGCAUCGAAGAUAUGUCAAAGGAUGAUUUCGAUGGCUUCAAGCCAGCGCAAGAUCCCAAGGUCAAAGGAGAUGCUCUGAAAACACUGUUCGUGAGCAGGUUGAGCUACGAUGUUAAAGAGCAAGACCUCGAACGCGAGUUCGGCAGAUUCGGACCAAUUGAGAGAAUACGUAUCGUCAAAGACGAUGCUACAUCAAAGCCGAAAAAGGCGCACAGAGGCUAUGCUUUCAUUGUGUAUGAACGCGAACGAGAUAUGAAAGCUGCAUACAAGGACACAGAUGGUCUACGUAUCAAAGACCGUAAAGUAGUUGUCGAUGUAGAGCGUGGCCGGAUGGUACCAGGCUGGCGUCCACGUCGCUUCGGAGGUGGCCUAGGAGGUCGUGGAUAUACUCGAGCUCCUCCUCCUAGGCCGCAAUUCGGUGGACCGGGAAACUUCGGCGGUCCUGGUGGCUUCCGUGGCGGCUUUGGUGGUGGUCGCGGUGGUGGCGGCUUCCGAGGAGGUUUCCAAGGUAAUGAUCGUGGUGGCUUUGGUGGCAGAGGCAGAGGCGGAAUUGGCUAUCAAGAUCGUGGCGGCUUUGGUGGGCGACAAGGUGGCUUCAAUCAAGGUCCUCCACCCGCCAAUGCUCCCAGUGGUCCAGGUGGUCGUUCUGGUGGGUAUGGCGGCGGCGGCAGCUCCGGCUACGAUGAUCGACGCAAUGGCUACGGAGGCGGUGGCUCAGCUGGUGCUGGCGGCAGCAGUGGUGGAGGUGGUGGGUAUGGUAGGGACCGCGGCAUAACUGGCAGCAACAGAGAGCCCGUCGCCAGCAGAGAUCGAGGCUACGACGACCGCGAUCGAGACCGAAGACGCGAUGACGACUACGGCGGAAGCUCCAGAAAGCGACACCACGAUAACGACUACGAUGAUCCGAGACAACGCCGUCGUUAUUGA
Messenger RNA from Cyphellophora attinorum, 1158 nucleotides. Its product is annotated as U1 small nuclear ribonucleoprotein-like protein. Gene Ontology annotation, biological process: mRNA splicing, via spliceosome. The transcript is spliced from 2 exons. The record is from RefSeq and is a predicted model, not a curated record. Gene Ontology annotation, molecular function: U1 snRNA binding; mRNA binding. Gene Ontology annotation, cellular component: precatalytic spliceosome; U2-type prespliceosome; U1 snRNP. Bases 1 to 1158 code for a protein of 385 amino acids. Lineage: Eukaryota; Fungi; Ascomycota; Eurotiomycetes; Chaetothyriales; Cyphellophoraceae.